AUGCUCUUACAUCAAGUGGUAAUUGCACUAGUGUGCAUUAACGUCUCAUUGAGUUACGAUGAGAUCGACUUCUCUCGGGGCUCAAAAAACUUAAAUAAAAGAUCAAAGACUUGGCUGCAAACUGCUGUCACAAAAAGAAACGGAAUAGAAUUAAUUUAUCGUGACAAUGAUUUAUAUUCGCAAGAUGAUUCUCAGCAUGAGAUUGGCUCUAUGACACCCGUGGCUGAUGUGCAUUCGUCCGCAUCUCCAGUCCCUCAUUAUGUUGCACAUCAUCAACAUGGUGUUCCAAUAUUGGAAACUGAUCUACUUCCUGAAGAACGUGAAUGGUGGACAAACUUUAGAGCUCAAAAAUCUUACUUCAAUGGAGGCGGGUCUACUGCCUGGCUUUGGGCCCAUAUCUUGUUCGUUUGGGGGGAUUUCAUAUUUUUAUAUCCUUUGACUUUAGUGUUAAACAAUUCAAAGAGGUAUACAAUACACUUGGGAAUUUUGUUACUUCACAGCGCAUCAAUAAGUGCAGGGGUCUUUAGUUAUCGAGUCUUUAUUGAAACCCUUCCAAAUCAAUUGUACCCAGGAAAUGUUUAUCAUAAAAUGACGUUUUUGUUAUUUGCUGGAAAUCUAAUGACUAUAACGUUCGCGAUUACUCGCUACAUCCAUAAAAUUCAAGAAAACAAGAAUACUUAUAAUAGUAUUAACAGUAAUGUAUCUCAUAUGGUCCUCCAUGACUUAUCACGUCAUGAUUUGCACAAUCUUCACCAAAAUUAUGAGGAAUUUAGGGAUUCUGAGAGUAUUCUUCAUAGCGACAACGAUUCAUCUGAAGAAUUGCCAUUGCACCAUUUAAAAGGACUUAAUAAAUCAAUGAAUAAAUUAUCAUCUUUUCUUGAAAAUAUUACACGUAAUUAUGUGGUAGCUUCAGUGGUUCUUUAUUUAGGAUCUGUGUCAUCCCUUGCCUUCAGCUUGCUUCAAUGGGGGCAGUUGAUUUAUUUUUGCAUCUACAUGCCAACAGGAGUAGCAACUUUCUUGGUAUUAGGAAAGGGUAAAGCUGUCUUCAAUCUUUUGGCUCAUUUCAUCAAGGGUGAGGUGUUCCUUUUAUAUGGAAUACUCACACUCUCUCGUUAUUGUGGCGGUUUUUCCCAUCUUGGUUGGGCUUGGAAUCACAAAUUUGUCACUCAAAAUGAUCUCACUAGAUCACAUUGGAAUAGAGUACAAUCCUCGGGACUUUGUUCCAUGGAAAUGGUGGAAUGCAUUAUGAUUUUCAUUUACGGUUCCACUAAUGUGUUUUUGGAACAUUUAUCUAAUGCAGGUAAGCCGUUCUCUGCUAAGGACCUUCAACAUGCUUCACUUGCCUUCAUUUUCAUCGGAUGUGGACUUUGUGGUGUCUUAACAGAGAUCAAAUCAAACCAAUGGCGUAAAGAACAAGCCAUUUUUCAUUUGGAGACUUAUUUGAAGGAUAAGCCCGAAUCUGAUUCUGACAUUGAAAGAGUGAUAAAGGCUUCUCCUGGAUUCUCUCCCAAUCCCUUCCCAAUAUUGACUAUUUUCUGGACCGGAUAUCUUAUGUCAAAGCAUGCUCAGGAGCUGAUGUUAUCAACGGAAAUUCAUAAUUUAUGGGGCAUGUUAUUUAUGUUUGGUUGCGCUUUCAGAUUAGUCACAUACUUGCUUGUAAUUAUCUCUCCAGUUAGGAAUUCCAUGAUUCAACCUGGUAAACCAAUUACAGAAUUAUUAGUGAGCUUUUCGUUACUCUGUGGAGGAUUAAUUCUCAUGGAGUCAAGCGAUCCCGUAAUUCAAACUCUUGAGUUGCAUGGGUAUACUUCAAUGUUUAUCUUAAAUGUUUCGCUCGGAUUCGUUACCUUAUUCAUGGCAUGGCAAAUGUCAUUAAUGUCUUUACGUGACUGGCUUAAAAUAUAA
This is a messenger RNA of Priceomyces carsonii, 1902 nucleotides long. RefSeq lists its product as uncharacterized. Bases 1 to 1902 code for a protein of 633 amino acids. The record is from RefSeq and is a predicted model, not a curated record. Lineage: Eukaryota; Fungi; Ascomycota; Pichiomycetes; Serinales; Debaryomycetaceae. The transcript has a single exon.